Messenger RNA from Acanthopagrus latus (yellowfin seabream), 1356 nucleotides. RefSeq names its product 5-hydroxytryptamine receptor 3A-like. The record is from RefSeq and is a predicted model, not a curated record. Lineage: Eukaryota; Metazoa; Chordata; Actinopteri; Spariformes; Sparidae. Gene Ontology annotation, biological process: signal transduction; regulation of membrane potential; monoatomic ion transmembrane transport. The coding region runs from base 1 to 1356 and encodes 451 amino acids. The transcript is spliced from 9 exons. Gene Ontology annotation, cellular component: neuron projection; synapse; membrane. Gene Ontology annotation, molecular function: neurotransmitter receptor activity; extracellular ligand-gated monoatomic ion channel activity; transmembrane signaling receptor activity.
AUGAUUUGUUGGUGUUUGUGUCUCUUUGUUUCUGCUGCAGAUGUUCAGACAUCUGAUGAACAUAACUGCACUUAUCUGGAUGUUUUACAGCACUUGAACUUGACCAAAAACAAAGAGAAGUUCACCAUGAUCCGGCCUGUUAAAAACUACAAAGAGCCAGUAACAGUAACACUGGAUGUGCUACUCUAUGCUAUGCUAGACGUGAGAGAGAAGGACCAGCAAGUGAUUCCUUACGUUUGGAUUGAUAUGUGGUGGAAAAAUGAAUUCCUUUCUUGGGAUCCUAAUGAUUUCUGCAACAUUACCAAUAUGUCUCUCCCCACUGAACUGUUGUGGAAGCCGGAUAUAACUAUUGAAGAGAUGACAGAGAAGGACAGACCCCCUCCAAAUCCGUUUCUCAUCAUUCACAGUGAUGGUGAAAUUGAAAUAACGGACGACCAGGUGUUGGUCAGCGCCUGCAGGAUGCGUGUUUACAAAUUCCCCUUCGACAUUCAGACCUGCAACCUCUCUUUCAAGUCUGUCGUACACUCUGACAGGGAAAUAGUGCUCAAUGAGCAUUUAAACUCUUCAGAGAUUGUCGAGGGGACUCUCAAGUUGAUGCACAACCAGUACGAGUGGCUGUUCGUCAACAUGACGGUUCACAGAAAAAACAUCAAUGUCUUUGACUUCCACCAAAGUGUGAUCAUUUACACGAUCUCCAUCAAGAGGAGAGCUGGCCUCUACAUCAUCAACUUCAUGCUGCCCAUCCUGUUCUUUGUGGGUCUGGACUUGGCCUCCUUCAUGAUCUCAGACAGCAGUGGUGAGAAGCUCAGCUUCAAGGUCACUGUGCUGCUCGCCGUCACUGUGAUGCAGCUUAUUCUGAACGAUAUACUGCCUUCUUCUUCAAACAGGAUUCCACUCAUAGCAUCCUACUGUAUUGGGAUUUUUGGUUUGAUGAUGCUCAGCCUCCUGGAGACGGUUUUGGUGAUGUUUCUGUUGCACAAAGACACGAAAGAAUUGGCAGAAAAAGAACAAAGCAUGAUUGAAGACUUUGGGUAUAAAGAGAGCGAUGUCAGCAUAAAAAAUUACUACACAGGUGUCUGUGAUGUUUCUCCAGGUCAAACACCAUCUGAAGUGCUGCCGGUGGUCAAAGAGGAAAGCAGCAGCCAGCUGAUGGAGGAGUCCCAUGAUGUUGAAAAACUGUUAUAUGAGCUGAGGGAGUUGGUGAAAAUGCUUCUGAACAGCAGGAUGGAAGAAGCAAGGCCUGCUGGCUACUGGAAGGGAGUUUGUAAUAAACUCAACAAAGGGUUCUUCAUCUUCUAUAUCAUCGCUUUAGCUCUGUUUUUAGUCUACAUGUUUUACAGGUGGAAUGCAGAAUAA